AUGUCCUUGUACGAUGACUUGGAACCAGUAAACCAAAAACCUGACCAAGUAGUUGGUUGGUCGUCUGGUAUAAAAUUAUUUCAAUCUCAGUUACAACUGAAAAAGGCGGCCCAAACCCAACCUAAAAAGGAACAAAUAAGAAAAUCGGUUACAGUUUUGGCUCCUGUUAUUGACUUAAAAUCUAAACUUGAUGAUGAUGAUUCAAAUUCAAAUUCAAGUUCUAGUUCAAGUAAUUACGGUAGACUUCCUCCAAAGGAGCCAAAGUCUUCUUUUCCUCAAAUUCAUUCUUUAACUUCAAAUAAAGAUUUUGAUUGGAAUAUUGUUAAUGAAUAUGAUCCCAUGUGGCCAAAUGAUUAUGAAAAAGUUGUUAAAGAUUUAAGAGAAAUAAGAGACAAAGAAAGGGAAAAAGAAGAACUUCAAGAAUUGGAGAAAAGGAGAAAAGCAAGAGAUGAUCGAAAUGGAAAAAAAGAUAGAGAUAUUAAAAGUGGAUUAUCAGGUAGAAGAAACAGUGAUGAUGAUGAAGAAGAAGAAAGAGAUCGUUCAAACAGGGUUGGUGGUGUAGCUAUAGCUCCACCUCCUUCUUUACAAGAAUCAAAAUCUGAAAUUUCUACUACUUCACCAAAAGUAGGACAUCCAAAUAUUUCAUUUGCUGGUAGUGCUGUUGCUGCAAAAAUAAUGGCCAAAUAUGGUUUUAAGGAAGGUCAGGGGUUGGGGAAAAAAGAACAAGGAAUGUCAUUAGCUCUUCAGGUAGAAAAAACUUCAAAGCGAGGAGGAAGAAUAAUUCAUGAGAAAGAUAUUAUGAUGCCUCCACCUGCCCCAAAUACUCCACCGAUGAGAGUUGAUUCUCCUCCAGCUUCAAAUAACUUCACACUUUCCAAAACAGAACCUAGCAUUACUGAAAUAAUGAAAUUCCCUUCAAAAGUGGUUCUAUUAAGAAACAUGGUUGGGCCUGGAGAAGUAGAUGAUGAUUUAGAACCUGAAGUCAAAGAUGAAUGCAACACUAAAUAUGGAGAAGUAAUUAAAGUUUUAAUUUUUGAAAUGCCAGAUGCUCCCCAGGAUGAAGCUAUUCGUAUAUUUGUCGAGUUUAAACGUAUUGAAUCUGCUAUUAAAGCUGUGGUUGAUUUAAAUGGACGAUUUUUUGGUGGUCGACAAGUAAAGGCUGGAUUUUACGUUUGGGAAAAAUUUAAUAAUUUGGAAUUGUUAGAUUAG
Molecule: messenger RNA, 1209 nt
Organism: Pediculus humanus corporis (human body louse)
Lineage: Eukaryota; Metazoa; Arthropoda; Insecta; Psocodea; Pediculidae
Product: Splicing factor, putative
Exons: 6
Coding region: 1-1209 (402 amino acids)
Biological process (GO): mRNA cis splicing, via spliceosome; alternative mRNA splicing, via spliceosome
Cellular component (GO): precatalytic spliceosome
Molecular function (GO): RNA binding
Source: RefSeq, a predicted model, not a curated record